Molecule: messenger RNA, 1800 nt
Organism: Stylonychia lemnae
Lineage: Eukaryota; Ciliophora; Spirotrichea; Sporadotrichida; Oxytrichidae
Source: the annotation of a GenBank genome assembly
AUGAUUAUGAACCUAAUCUCAACCACUAGCUUAUAAAAUUAGGUACCUAAUUAAACUCCUCAAUUUCUAGAGAGUCAAAACUAAAAGGAUCAGCCAUAAAAUAUCGACAAUGAAGAAGAUAGGAAGUAUGAUGAAAGAAUCUAAGAUCCGCAACAUCAAUAAGAAGCCAUUGAUAAUUAAGACAUUGAGUUACUUGAAAUGGGAGACAUAGAUGAAAGAAAUCAACAGUCUAUGAGAAAUGAGAGAAGAAUUGAAAAUCAAAGCCAAGUGCACAUGGAUCAUCUCAAAUUCAAAAAUGAGUUCACUCCAUUUGGUGAUAACUUGAUUAUUAAUUAAGAUAUGGACUAGGGCAGAUCAAGUUCCAACAAGUAUCUCAAGAUGGAAUUAAAGUUGUACAUCAAGACCUUGGUAAAAUUUAUCUUCAAUUUUUAUCAUGUGAUAGAUUCUAACAGUAUCAAGGAUUCUUUAAUGCAACAGCAGAUUGAUGUAUUCUUGUUUGUAAAUCCUAAAAGUGGCUCCAAGCAUGGCUAGAAAUUCCUAGACUUAGACUACAAGGAUAUCGUCAUUGAAAUCGAUCCCACCACUGAAGUCGUUUUUCAUAUUACAAAUUUAACAAUAAAAGAUAAAAAAGACAAAGCUCUCAAAGAUAUGUUCUAAAUCUAGUAGCAGAGAAAAAACGUCUAUAAAAUCAAAACUCUUUCUUAAAAUUAACAAUUCAAGAGCAAUUUAGCAAGUACCAACAUGAGUUCAGGAAAUCAUAGAAGAUUGGUUUUAGCAAUAGCAGGUGGUGACGGGACAAUGAUGUUUAUUGCUCAAGAUGCUUUACAAGUAGGUCUAAGUUUAGAUGAAAUAAGCAUUUGUGUACUUCCUUUCGGAACUGGAAAUGAUCUAAGUCAAAUAUUCGGUUGGGGUUCUCAGCCAAAGGAAAUCUGGACUAAAAAGCUGAAAUCUCUUGCAAUAGAUAUAUUAGAAGCGAUCGAUGAGACCUUCAAUGUCUGGGAUAUUACAGUGAAAUUAAGAUCAAAUGGUGACAUUAGACAGUGGGAUAGCAAAGAAAAAUCUAAAGUAUCGCAAAAUAUAAACCCAUAUGAAAGACCUAUGAGUAACUACUUUAGUAUUGGUGUAGAAUCUCGAAUAGGCCUCGGAUUUGAAAAGUCUAGAACAAACAGUGCAUUUAAAAAUAAAUGUGUCUAUGGUUGGGAAGGUCUUAAAAAGAUGUGCUGCUGCUCGAAAACUCUCAAGAUAAAGGAUGUUAUAACUCAUGUAACUAAAGUAGAUGAGAACAAUUAGGAGCAAUUGAUGUUUCACACUGGCUUUGAUAAAACUAUUGACAAAAAUAUACCAGUUUUAAGUAAAUUUUCAAAGUGUAAUGAUAAUUUUUUAGAGGGAAAUCCAGUUUCCUUAGUGUGUACUAAUAUAAGUUCAAUGAUGGGAGGAAAAGCAAACGUUUGGUAGUCAGGCCACGGUAAGGCAACUGGACUAGCUGAUAAUUAGGGGAGGAGUCUUACAUAAGAACAGUUGAAGCUAAAUGAUGCCUAGUCACACGAUGAUGAUAUUCUUGAAUUCGAAACAAUCGCUUCAACUAUCCAUCUAGGAUUAGGUAAAGGCCAAAGGAUUGCUUAAGAAAAAGGCAUUUUCAAUAUUCACUUUAGAGAGCCAGCUGAAGGGAAAUACUUAACAACUUACAUAUAAAUAGAUGGAGAAUUUUACAGACUGGAAAAUCCAGAGAAAAUAUAGAUAAAACUUAGUGAUAGCCUAGGUCAUCUUAAACUCCUAAGGUAUAAAGAAUCGGACAAGUGA